Molecule: messenger RNA, 1132 nt
Organism: Chrysoperla carnea
Lineage: Eukaryota; Metazoa; Arthropoda; Insecta; Neuroptera; Chrysopidae
Product: LIRP-like
Exons: 3
Coding region: 73-570 (165 amino acids)
Cellular component (GO): extracellular region
Molecular function (GO): hormone activity
Source: RefSeq, a predicted model, not a curated record
UUUGGUUUAUUUAUCGUUUGGUGUUUAAAAAAAAUCAUUGUUUUCAUUUAAACAGUGCGUAAACAAAUUCGAAUGAGUUCGUUAUUCUAUUUGUUUGAAAGAAAAAUUAUAGUUAUUGAAAUUUUGUGGUUACUACAAAAAUCUAAAAUGGAGAGUCAUUACUGGUCAAUAAUUAUCAGCAUUAUUUGCAUUCACAUCCUCAUCAACGUACAAGCUGACGUUUUAGCGAUACAAGAUUUAUCAACAAUGAAAAAAGCCACACAAUAUUUUCCACAAAGAAAACUUUGUGGGAAAAGUUUAGCCGACACUUUACAAUGGGCAUGCGAAGGUGCCUAUAAUGCAAUGUACAAAAAAUCAGAAAAUGAUCAAGAUUAUUUAUAUCAAUCAGAUCAAGAGGAUUUAUCGUCAGUUGAAUUUGUACCUAGCACGUUUCCAUUUCGUACACGAAAAGCUGCAGCCAGUAUGCAUCCUAGAAAGUUUCGACGAUUUACACGAGGUAUCAUUGCUGAAUGUUGUCAUAAACCGUGUAGUCUUGGUGAAUUAAAGACUUAUUGUGCCCCUCGAAAUUAAAAAAAAUACUUGAUAGUCUUUUUUGCUGACUGGAAUUACUUUGUAUCUUAAAAAACAAAUUUCAUGUAAAAGAAUUUGCUACUUUUUAAUAGAUUUUAAUUUUUGACCAUCCUGACUUGACUAUGUUUGAUUUUAGCACACUAGUGCGGAAAAUAGUACUUCUUUGAAAAAGAUAUACGCUAACAAGUGCAACAUGUGGCUCAGCGCGGUUGUCGCAAAUACAUCUUUCGGCGAAGAGCUAUAUUGCACAAAUCCAAAAUCUUAUAAACUAUAAUUAACAAAGAACAUUUUUUAAACUAUAGUACUUGAUAUAAAUAAAGCCUAUUGGAUACGUUUACAACGCCUUAGGACUUUCCGUCAUAGAAUUCCAUUCUCUUUUUUUUUUCUGCUCAAUACUUUUUGCACCCUGUUCCCUGUAUUGGGGUGUCCAGUUAAAAAAUACAGACUCUACCUAUUGUAUUUAAUAAUAACUCAUCUCAUCGAACAACAUGUUCCCAUCAACAUCAGUACGUAGGGCGCAUUAUAAUUCUAUUAAAAAUAUUUUUUUAUGUUAUUUUUUGUU